UAUCAAGUGGCUCUAUUUAAAACUCUUCAUAACCAUAGUCGAUUGUGGAAGAAAUUUUUUCUUUUAUCAAUUUUUCUUAAAAUCAACAUUUUCUAACUGCAGUGGUGGUGCAGUUAGGAAAACUUUUAUAACUCGGCCAAAAUCAAACAUUUUGAGGUCGGGUUUGUUCUAUCUUAAAGUAAAAUCAUUUUUCUGUUACAUUCGUACAGAAAAAGUCCAAUAUUUUCUCGUCCUUUUCUGUGUCACGGCGAAAAACACAAUUUUUUUUUUUUGUAAAAUUUCAGUACCAGAAAAACACGUUUAAAUCGAACCUCUGAUAACUGAAAAGAAAGACGACACUUCGGAACACCAGAAUUUACGUUCUUAUUCCACUUAGACAUUUGAUACUAUGUUCAAAAUAAAUUUGUUUUCCUUGUUUUUUUGAGAGUGAGCAAAAUAUGAAAGACUAAAAUUGGAAAAAUUGUUUUUUAAAUUGCAGAGUAAUCAAGAUUGAAGUGUCACAGUAUUUCUUCUAUAUUCUUUUAUCUUUACAGUAUAUAACAAAAUGUUUAACAUAUUUUUUGUAGAGAAUUUCACGGCGCAUCUUUUAAGAAAACAAUAAAGAUUAUGAAGAUAAAAUCCAACUGAGAUAUGAGCAAAAUACUAAGUGACUGAUUUAUUCUGGACCACCCGUGUAAAACAGAAGAAAAUUCUCUCAUGAUGAUCGUCUGAUUGAAUUCUUUCAGACUAGAAAGUCUUUACUGCAUCACGAAGAUGAUUAUGUGUUUCGUUUUAGUUCGUGCAUUACGUGAAGCAUUUUACAGACAAAAUUUACCAAAUUUAAUGAAUUUAUUGGCCACUGUACUUGUAUUCGCCAUUGUUAUCUACUUCCAAGGUUUUCGUGUUGAUCUUCCAAUUAAAUCUGCUCGUUAUCGUGGUCAAUCUAGUUCAUAUCCGAUUAAAUUAUUUUAUACAUCGAAUAUUCCAAUUAUUUUACAAAGUGCCCUAGUAUCAAAUCUCUAUGUUAUCUCUCAAAUGUUAUCAACAAAAUUUUCUGGUAAUUUUAUCAUUAAUUUGUUGGGUGUUUGGGCCGAUUCAGGUCCUGCUCGGUCUUAUCCAAUUGGUGGUUUAUGUUAUUAUUUAUCACCGCCAGAAAGUUUUCAAUCCAUGUUAGCGGAUCCAAUACAUGCCCUAUUAUACAUUGUAUUUAUGUUAGGAUCAUGUGCAUUUUUCUCUAAAACAUGGAUUGAAAUUAGUGGCUCAUCAGCAAAAGAUGUUGCCAAACAAUUGAAAGAACAACAAAUGGUUAUGCAUGGUCAUCGUGAAAAAUCUAUGAUACAUGAAUUAAACCGUUAUAUACCAACAGCAGCCGCAUUUGGUGGCUUGUGUAUUGGUGCAUUAUCCGUUUUAGCUGAUUUACUUGGAGCAAUUGGAUCGGGUACGGGUAUAUUGUUGGCCGUCACAAUUAUUUAUCAAUAUUUUGAAAUAUUUGUUAAAGAACAAAAUGAAAUGGGAGGUAUGGGUACACUACUCUUUUAG
This is a messenger RNA of Didymodactylos carnosus, 1518 nucleotides long. The record is from the annotation of a GenBank genome assembly. Lineage: Eukaryota; Metazoa; Rotifera; Eurotatoria; Philodinida; Philodinidae.